CUUCUACCGCUCCGGCUCUCAGCACAAAGAAGAGAUGGCGACUGCAGCUUGGUUACUGGGGCGGCGCAUGGCGAACUGGAGGCUGCAGCCGCUACUGCAGCCGCUCGCCGGCCUGAUUACCCAGCGGGCCAACUCGCUGUUGCCCGUGGACGACGCGAUCAAUGGGUUAAGCGAGGAGCAGAAGCUGCUUCGUCAGACCAUUUCUAAGUUUCUUCAGGAGCACCUAGCCCCCAAGGCCCAGGAGAUUGAUCGAAGCAAUGAAUUCAAGAACCUGCGAGAGUUUUGGAAGCAGCUGGGGAAACUUGGAGUCUUGGGCAUCACAGCCCCUGUUCAGUAUGGUGGCUCCGGCCUGGGCUACCUGGAGCACGUGCUGGUGAUGGAGGAGGUGUCCCGAGCCUCUGGAGCAGUGGGCCUCAGUUACGGUGCCCACUCCAACCUCUGCCUCAACCAGAUUGUGCGUAACGGGAAUGAGGCCCAGAAGGAGAAGUACCUCCCCAAGCUAAUCAGCGGUGAAUACAUCGGAGCCCUGGCCAUGAGUGAACCCAAUGCUGGCUCUGAUGUUGUCUCCAUGAAGCUAAAAGCAGAAAAGAAAGGAGAUCACUACAUCUUGAAUGGCAACAAAUUCUGGAUCACCAAUGGCCCCGAUGCUGACGUCCUUGUUGUCUACGCCAAGACAGAUCUGGCUGUUGUGCCAGCUUCUCAGGGCAUCACAGCCUUCAUUGUGGAGAAGGGGAUGCCUGGCUUCAGCACCUCCAAGAAGCUGGACAAGCUGGGGAUGAGAGGCUCUAACACCUGUGAGCUAAUCUUCGAGGACUGCAAGGUUCCUGCUGCCAACGUCCUGGGUCAUCCAAAUAAGGGCGUCUACGUGCUGAUGAGUGGGCUGGACCUGGAGCGGCUGGUGCUGGCUGGUGGGCCCCUUGGGCUCAUGCAGGCCGUCCUCGACCACACCAUUCCCUACCUGCACAUGAGGGAGGCCUUUGGCCAGAAGAUUGGCCACUUCCAGCUGAUGCAGGGGAAGAUGGCAGACAUGUACACCCGCCUCAUGGCCUGUCGGCAGUACGUCUACAAUGUCGCCAAGGCCUGUGAUGAGGGCCACUGCACCGCCAAGGACUGCGCCGGUGUGAUUCUUUACUCAGCCGAGUGCGCCACACAGGUGGCCCUGGACGGCAUUCAGUGUUUGGGUGGCAAUGGCUACAUCAACGACUUUCCCAUGGGCCGCUUUCUGCGAGACGCCAAGCUGUAUGAGAUUGGGGCUGGGACCAGUGAGGUGAGGCGGCUAAUCAUCGGCAGAGCCUUCAACGCAGACUUCCACUAACACCAAGACCUUUCGCCCCAUUUCCCAGCACCUAGAGGCCUUCUCUGGAAGGAGAGAUGCGGCCACUCUCCUCCAGGCAGGCCCCGCUGCUUGACGGCCGCCAAGCGCCAUGGGCCUCAGAGCCGGGCCAGUCCACCAGCCCAGGAAAAGCAGGCAGUGGCUUAAAAUGGACUCGUUGGGAAGCUUGCUGGCUCUUCUGGGGCUCUCUGGAAGGGCUUUGGUGACUCUCUGCCCUUGCUGUCUAACUUCUGAGGCUGAUGCCCCCCCACCUCCCAGGGUAGGCACCUUUCUCUUGGUUGAGGCUCUGCCAGGGAACCCUCUCCUCAAGGACACCAGAAGCAUUGCCCCUCUCCAUUUAUUUGAACUUGUAGCCUCUUUUCUUUCUGGGGAAAAGUACUCCUAAACCUAGACUUUGUUUCUGCCGAUUUCUAGAGGCCUCGGCUCCCAGCAGCUUGUGAGUAGGCGCUUGCUCUGCAGCAGGCCCUCGAUCCCUCAUUCUUUAGGGCUGAAACCCUACCACGCUGGGGUGGAGCUCUGGGGAUGGGCAUCUCAGAACACCUGUGCCACCCAGAAUCCACGGUGGGGCAGAGGUCAGCAUGCUCAUGAAGGACGGGCUCCAUGCCUCCAGCACUGGGCGGCCGCUGCCACCGUCCAGUCCUGGCCAUGUGACAGCCCACAGCUGACUGGGCAGUAGUCCUGGGUUGGCUGGCUCAACUCCAACCGAGGCCGCCUGCGUACAUUUCUCUGGAUACCCUGGGGCUAAUUUCGUUACAACUGCACAGUGGCUGCUGCCAUUUCAAAUUAAACAUAUUAUGAAGCAAACCCA
This is a messenger RNA of Vicugna pacos (alpaca), 2141 nucleotides long. RefSeq names its product isovaleryl-CoA dehydrogenase (gene IVD). NCBI's taxonomy places the organism in Eukaryota, Metazoa, Chordata, Mammalia, Artiodactyla, Camelidae. The record is from RefSeq and is a predicted model, not a curated record. Gene Ontology annotation, biological process: L-leucine catabolic process. Gene Ontology annotation, molecular function: 3-methylbutanoyl-CoA dehydrogenase activity; flavin adenine dinucleotide binding. Gene Ontology annotation, cellular component: mitochondrion.